AUGAGUCGGGUGUGGACGACGACUCGGAGGAAGAUUUCGACUAGUCCCGCUGGUGGAUACCUCUCUGGAUUCCGACGAGUCCCUCGGAGAGUACGUCCGACGACAUUGGGAACUAUUCACCAGUGUUUUCCCAGAGGAGUUGUUCCAGACCGCUACGAUGCCCUGACCUCCGCGCUCCACUUCGCUGACAACGAAGAGGAGCAUCCUGCGGAGGAUAGGCUUUGGAAGCUGCGCCCUGUGUUAGACGUCUUGGAAUCGACGUAUCGAUCCGUCCCGAACAAGAGCGUGACCGUCGACAAGAGCUUGUGGGCCUUCAAGGGGCGUCACCACGCCCUCCAGUACAACCCAAGCAAGAGGGCUCGGAGAGGGCUGAAGGUCUACAAGCUUUGCUCGUCCGACGGUCCAGAGGCAGGGUAUACAGCGGCCUUCAAGAUCUACAUGGGGCAAGACCGCGGCGUAUUUCCAUCCAGCAUGAAGGCCGUCACCGACCUGCUGGAGAAGGCAGAUCUACUCGACAAGGGGUACCAGUUACACACCGAGAACUGGUACACCUCCCCGACUCUCUUCCAUUACCUGCAGGCCCGGAAGACCAGUGCAGUUGGGACGGUACGUCUCAACCGGCGUGACAUGCCCUUGGACCUGCAGCAAGACCAGAAUGAUCUGCCUUCAGUGGGUCCAGUUACGACUGCCCACACCAGCAAGGUCGUUACCCUGCCUCCCAACCGCCGAGGGGUGGAGAGGUCGAAGCCUGAAGUUGUCGUUGACUACAACAACGGCAUGAAGGGCGUCGACUUCUCGGAUCAGCUGGCGCAGUCAUAUCCAUCGACGAAGAAGACUGUCAAAUGGUAUAAGAAAUUUUUCUUUACCUAUUGGAUAUGA
This is a messenger RNA of Penaeus monodon (black tiger shrimp), 879 nucleotides long. Its product is annotated as piggyBac transposable element-derived protein 4-like. The transcript has 3 exons. Bases 1 to 879 code for a protein of 292 amino acids. NCBI's taxonomy places the organism in Eukaryota, Metazoa, Arthropoda, Malacostraca, Decapoda, Penaeidae. The record is from RefSeq and is a predicted model, not a curated record.